This is a messenger RNA of Rasamsonia emersonii CBS 393.64, 2589 nucleotides long. Its product is annotated as Mitochondrial elongation factor. The record is from RefSeq and is a predicted model, not a curated record. Gene Ontology annotation, molecular function: GTPase activity; GTP binding. Gene Ontology annotation, biological process: ribosome disassembly; mitochondrial translation. Bases 1 to 2589 code for a protein of 862 amino acids. Lineage: Eukaryota; Fungi; Ascomycota; Eurotiomycetes; Eurotiales; Trichocomaceae. Gene Ontology annotation, cellular component: mitochondrion. The transcript is spliced from 3 exons.
AUGGGCGAGGUCGAUGAAGGAUCCACUGUCACGGACUUUCUCCCCUCGGAAAGAGCGCGAGGAAUCACCAUCCAGUCUGCAGCUAUCACGUUCCACUGGCCACCGCGGACUGGUGCAGAGUCAGACAACCUCAGCGUGCAGGAGUUGGAAUCGAAAGGACUUCCAAGGUCUACGGUUCCACACACAAUCAACCUGAUCGACACUCCUGGCCACGCAGACUUUACGUUUGAGGUUCUACGUUCGCUACGGAUCCUCGACGGAGCUGUCUGUAUCCUGGAUGGCGUGGCCGGAGUGGAGGCGCAGACAGAGCAAGUCUGGCGCCAAGCAAGCACCUACAACAUCCCCAGGAUCGUGUAUGUCAAUAAACUUGACAGAGAUGGGGCUGCGUUUGGAAGAACCGUCAGAGAAGUGGGAUCGAGGCUGCAGGGCUGGCCCGCAGUCUGCCAGAUUCCCUGGUUUGAGGGCGGCAAUGGGCGAUUCACGGGCGUUGCCGACGUCGUUUUUCUGCGAGGUCUUUUGUGGAAGGAAGGAGGGGAUGGUAAAGCAGUGAAAGCGUUCGAUCUCCAAGAGCUUGAGGCCAAAGAGAGCCAGCUCGCGAACGAGCUCAAGCGCGCGCGAACCGCUCUGGUAGAGCUUCUGAGUGAGCACGACGAGACCAUGGUGGAGAAGUUCCUAGAGUGUGAAGAAGAUCACCUGGCAGUGUCCCCCUUGGAUAUCCUCCAGAGCCUGCGGAAAUGCUUGCUGCGGCCUGGGAACAAGAUCAUCCCAAUCUUCGCAGGUGCCAGCUUCCGCAACAUGGGCGUGCAGCCACUGCUGGAUGCCGUCGCCAACCUUUUGCCCAGUCCGCCAGAGUGCCCAGACCCAGAGGUCAGCAUUGGCGGUACCAAAGGAGGCCUGCGUCGCCUGCUCAGCGGAGAAUGGAUUGUCGAGCAGAAUCAAAAAGCCCCGUCACCUGCAAAAACAAAGCAAAAGAAGAAGGCAGCUGCCCAGGCCGAGGAACAGAAUCCGAUCGCCAACCUCGAGAGCUGCGCGUUGGCGUUCAAAGUCGUCAAUGACGCCAAAAGAGGCGUUCUCGUCUACGUGCGUGUCUACUCCGGGACGCUGAACCGGAGUGCUCUGCUUUACAACACCAACCUCAACGUCACGGAGCGCGCGCCCCGUCUGUUCAAGAUGUAUGCCAACGACGCCGUCGAAGUCGACUCGAUUCCGGCCGGACAUAUCGGCGUCGUUGUCGGGCUCAAACACGCCCGAACGGGCGACACGCUGAUCUCCUACGCUGGAAACAAGGCCACGCCGCCAGAGCCUCUGAACACGCUGCAGCUGCGGCCGAUCGAUGUGCCUCCGCCGGUGUUCUUCGCCAGCAUCGAACCUCACAGUCUGAGCGAGGAAAAGAACAUGCAAGACGCGCUGGCACUGCUCUUGCGAGAAGACCCCAGUCUGCAUGUCACCGUGGACGAGGACUCGGGCCAGACGCUGCUGAGCGGCAUGGGCGAACUCCACCUGGAGAUCGCUCGCGACCGGCUGGUGAACGACUUCAAAGCCAAGGCGUCCAUGGGCCGGAUCGAGAUUGGCUACCGGGAGUGUGCGCUCAGCCGGUCUAUUCCGGUGACGAAGAUGUUCGACAAGGAAAUCGCCGGUCGCAGGGGCAAAGCGGCCUGCAAGGCUGUCGUGGAGCCAUUUGACCCUCAAGCAGAGACAGAAUCCAGCGACUCUCUCCCGGAUGACGUGAUCUUCGUCGAGACCCGUGACGGGAACCAGGUGAUCAUCCGCGCUCCCAAUCUCCAGAUCGAGAAGGACAAGAAGGGCGUCGAGCUGAGUCCGAACCUGCCGCCUCAUCUGGACGUCAACGCGGUGCGGUCGGCGCUGUACACGGGCAGUCUGGCGGCGCUGGCUCGCGGGCCGCAGUUCUCGUUCCCGAUGCACAGCACGCGCGUGACGCUGACCUUCGAUCCGGCGGAGCACGUCUUUGGAGCCGACACCAGCGCCUCGGCGAUGUCGGCGGCCGCCCGUCUGGCCACGCAGGAUGCGCUGCGAGAGCUGACGGGCAGCAGCGGCGCCGGCAGCGCAGGCACGGGGCUGAUGGAGCCCGUGAUGAACGUGGUCAUCAGCGUGGACGAGGCGAGCCUGGGCGCUGUGGUGCACGACAUCUCGUCCGCGCGCGGCGGACACAUCGUGUCGCUAGACGAAGACGCCACAGCCACAUCGCAGGGCAGUGACCAGCAACAGCAGCAACAGCAGCAGCAAGAACAAGAAGAAGAAACCAUCGACGUAAGCAAGAUCUACGCGCCGCCAGACCCAUACGAAUUGCCCAGCGCGGGCGCAUCAGCGCACGUAGAAACCUCAACGACAUUGUCGUCCGCAAACCAGCCGCGCACCAUCACUGCCAAGGUGCCCCUGAAGGAGAUGGUCGGGUACCUGAAGCACCUGCGCAGCCUGACGGCCGGCCGGGGGACAUUCGUCAUGCACGUCGAUCGGUUCGAGCGGAUGUCGCCGCCGCGGCAGAAGGCUGUUCUGGCGGAGUUGCACAAAUUGUACGAUAUGAUCGAUCGAUCGAUCGACCAGGGAAAUAUGCCUACUAUGCUAGACUAG